AUGCGUCUCGACUACGUCCCCAAUCCUCCCACCAACCUCUCCCCAGAGGAUCAAGAGGUGCUGGAGCGGGUCAAGGCACGUCGGGGUGCCAUGGGCCUGAUCUCGCUGGAUUUAACGCUUCUGCACGCUCCCAAGAUCGCAGAUGGUUGGAAUGCCCUCCUCGGUGCCGUGCGGACAAAGAACUCCCUGCCAGACGAUAUCCGCGAGAUCGCCAUCUGCCGUCCGGCCCUGAUCAACCGCGCCUGGUUUGAAUGGAACGCUCACGCCCCGAUCCUUUUGAACACGGCUGGCUUUACGGAAGAGAAACUGUCGGUGGUGAAACAGCUGCACCCGACCUCCAAGGGGGCGCUCGACGACCGCCAAUGGGCUGUGCUGAGAUAUGCUGAUGCAAUGACGCGAGAGGUGUCCGUGCCUCAGGGCCUGUUCGACGAAGUCAAGGCGGCCGGUUUCAGUAACCAGGAGAUUGUGGAAAUCACGGCCACGGUCGCGAGCUACAACAUGGUCAGCCGGUUUUUGGUCGCGCUGGAUAUUGGAGAGGCCAAUGACAAGGCGCCAGAAUGGGCCAAAUAG
Messenger RNA from Fonsecaea erecta, 570 nucleotides. RefSeq lists its product as hypothetical. The transcript is spliced from 2 exons. The record is from RefSeq and is a predicted model, not a curated record. Lineage: Eukaryota; Fungi; Ascomycota; Eurotiomycetes; Chaetothyriales; Herpotrichiellaceae. Gene Ontology annotation, molecular function: peroxiredoxin activity. Bases 1 to 570 code for a protein of 189 amino acids.